AUGAAAGUUUCAGAGGAACACGCCCCAGUCAAUCUGGCACACCUACCUGCGAUCACCCAAGCGACCAGUGCAGCUAUCGGCUCGGUGAUUUCCAAUGCAAUCGUCUAUCCUCUUGACCUGGUCACGGCUAGAAUGCAAACGAGACGGUUGAAAAGGAUCUCAAAGAAUAAAAGGCCUGGGUUCAAUCGAAUGUCGUCAUUAGCAUCAGAGUUCUCGACCACGUCUACUGGCACAUCGAUCAAGCGAUCCAAGGAUUACGAGACAUUGUUAGGAUCGUUCCGGACAAUCAUACAAUCAGAAGACCGCUCGCCGAACUUGAUUCUCAAGUUUUAUGACGGCAUCCUCGUCGACUCGGUGGCCGCGUUGAUUAAUAGUUUUAUCUACUUUUAUAUCUAUACCAACUUGAAUAAGCUGAAUAUCAGAUACAAGAAACAGACUCAGAGGACGAUCGGCUGGUUCGAGUCUAUCCUCGAGGAGAUCCUCAUGGGCUCGCUCACUGGAAUCGUCUCCAAGUUCUUCACCUGUCCCUUAAAUAACAUCACCAUCAGACUGCAAACCUGCUCACCUUCUAAACUGUCCCGUUUACAAUCUUCGCACCACUUGAGGAUAUCUUCUUCCCAACAUGACGAUCAUCAACAUGCAGAUGGAAAGACGUUGAUUGAGAAGAGCCCAUCGAGCAACAACUUCCAUAAGCUUCCUAACGAUUCGAGCUCCAGUGAAGAAGAUGAAGACGACGAUGAGGACUUCGAAGGCGGAGGGAAAUUGACAUAUUUGUCUUAUCUAAUGAAUACGAUCAAGUCAAUCUACGAUGAUCGGGGAUACCGCGGCUUCUGGUCCGGCUUCGGAAAGAAUUGCAUCCUUACCUUGAACCCAUCCUUGACGCUCUACUUGACGAAGCUGAUGAAACACUUGACGAUUAGCAAGAGCGCUCAAGGCUCUGAGGGAUUGGUGAUCACUUUCCUGAACUCGGCGAUCGCCUCAAGUCUCUCGACGAUGAUCACCUAUCCAUUGAUGCUCUCCAAGACCUUGAUCCAAACCUCGCAAGGGUCCCUCGCUCACCAACGCCAGCUCACCCUGCUCACUCGCUAUCGUCAUUUCGGCCCCGCCGCGCUUUACACCGGCUUGCAGGCUAAACUCCUCAAGGUCUUCAUCGGUCAGGGCAUCACCAUGUCCAUCAAGAGCCAAAUCGAAACUCUCUUCGUCUCCCUCUGGAUCUUUCUGAACCACCACCGUCGUCGUCGUCAUCAGAAGUCCCUGUGA
Puccinia triticina is the source of this 1260-nucleotide messenger RNA. RefSeq lists its product as uncharacterized. Bases 1 to 1260 code for a protein of 419 amino acids. The record is from RefSeq and is a predicted model, not a curated record. The transcript has 2 exons. NCBI's taxonomy places the organism in Eukaryota, Fungi, Basidiomycota, Pucciniomycetes, Pucciniales, Pucciniaceae.